CUCUCUCUCCCUUCCUCUCCCCCACCUCAAAGCCGCUGCAGCAACACACAACACACACCUUCUUCACAAUAUACUCAAUACAUUCUGUGGAGGGUUCCUCUGCUCUGCUCUGCUUUGCUUUGCUUCCACUCCAAGGAAGAGAGCUUUGGGGCGAUCCAAGAAAUGGAUCCCUGCCCUUUCCUCCGUGUCCUCGUCGGCAACCUCUCCCUCAAGCUCCCCCGGCCCUCCUCCUCCGCCGCCGCCCCCUCCGCCUCCGCCGUCCACCCUUCUUCUUCUUCUUCUUCCUCGUUCUUCUGCAAGAUCAAGCUCUCCAACCUGCCCCCCCAGCACGCCACCCUGCCCCUGGUCUCGUCCCCCGAAGACGACUCCCCCGGCGGCCACCCUUCUCAGCCCCUCGCCGCCUCCUUCAGCCUCCCCAAGCCCCUCCUCGAGAAGCUCGCCCUCCAGAACCCGACCUUGAGGGUCGAGGUCUACAGGGGCCGUUUGGGGAGCGGCUGCGGGUUGGUGGGCGGCGGCUCGAAGCUGAUCGGGAAGGUGUGCGUGCCGCUGGACUUGAGGCGGGCAGAGCCGCGGGCGGUGUCGGUGCACAACGGGUGGGUGGACAUCGGCAGGAAGAGCGGGGAGAAGCUGCACGUGAGCGUGAGGGCGGAGCCUGAUCCGAGGUUCGUGUUCGAGUACGAGAAGGAGCCGGAGUGCAGCCCCCAGGUGUUUCAGGUCCAGGGGAGCGUGAAGCAGCCGGUCUUCACCUGCAACUUCAGUUGCCGGAACAACAACGUCGGCGACCGGAACUUGCGAUCCAGAUCGUCCUUGUCCGAAACAAGCACAUCGCGAAGCUGGAUACCGUCUCUGGUCGGCAACGACAAGGACCCGCAUUCUAAAGAGAGAAAGGGAUGGUCCAUCACCAUCCACGACCUCUCUGGCUCUCCGGUGGCGGCGGCAUCGAUGGUGACGCCCUUCGUCCCGUCCCCUGGGUCCGACCGGGUCAGCCGGUCCAAUCCGGGCGCGUGGCUCAUCCUCCGCCCGGGCCACGGCACCUGGAGCCCAUGGGGUCGCCUCGAGGCCUGGCUCGAGCAUGGCAGCUCCGAAAUGCUCUCCUAUCGAUUCGAGCUCCUCCCCGACACCACCGCCUCGACCACGGCCACCGUGGCCGAUUCCUCGAUCAGCAUUAAGACCGGCGGCAAAUUCACCAUAGACUUGACCACCAGCGUGUCGCCCAUGAGCAGCCCGAGCAGCAGCAUGGACUUUGGGUCUGGGUCGUGGUCCGGGUCGGGAUCCGGGUCGGACUUCGUGGGAUUGGGGCUGUGGCCAUCGGUGCCCGGUGGGUUCGUGAUGUCCUCGACCAUGCAAGGGGUGGACAGGGCGAGCAAGCCGCAGGUGGAGGUGGGGGUUCAGCACGUGACGUGCACCGAGGACGCGGCGGCUUUCGUGGCAUUGGCGGCGGCUGUCGACCUGAGCAUGGAUGCCUGCAAACUGUUCUCCCAGAAGCUGAGGACAGAGUUGAGGCAGCAAAGUCAGGAGUGCGCCAUUUGAUGCGAUUACUCGUCGAAAUUACUCAGUCGAGAUCUCGGGCCAUGGCAUUUCUGCAAUUAAGUCUCACGUGGACCUCUCACGAUCUGGCGAUCGUUGUGAGAGCGGAUGAUCCGUGUCGCAGUCAUUGGAUUUUUCUUUUUAAUUUUCUUGACCAUGAUUCUUUUGAUGAGCGUUUUUCUUGGCUCGGUUGGGCGAUUAGGAAGUGUACAGAGGAGGGUGAGCGGGCGAUGAUUAACUUCUUUUGUUUUGUUUUUUGUUAUCUUUUGGUGUACAUGUUGUGGGUUGUGAUCACUAUUGAAUUUGAAUGCUUUAAUGUUUCAUUGGUUGGAUUGA
Molecule: messenger RNA, 1863 nt
Organism: Syzygium oleosum
Lineage: Eukaryota; Viridiplantae; Streptophyta; Magnoliopsida; Myrtales; Myrtaceae
Exons: 2
Coding region: 163-1530 (455 amino acids)
Source: RefSeq, a predicted model, not a curated record